Mycena indigotica is the source of this 1317-nucleotide messenger RNA. RefSeq names its product NYN domain-containing protein. The record is from RefSeq and is a predicted model, not a curated record. The transcript has a single exon. Gene Ontology annotation, molecular function: RNA nuclease activity. NCBI's taxonomy places the organism in Eukaryota, Fungi, Basidiomycota, Agaricomycetes, Agaricales, Mycenaceae. The coding region runs from base 1 to 1317 and encodes 438 amino acids.
AUGGCAUCCAAGACGAAUGCGCUCCGCUCGGAGUUGCAAUCGUCUGGCGUGUCGCUGGUGGACUGUCUAGACAAUGUCAGACAGGACAUUGCGAAUCGAAUGGUCAUGGUGGACAUGCUUGUGCAUGCUAUGGACCACCCGCAUACUACUUUCAUUCUCAUCUCUGGCCAUCAAGAAUUCGCAUAUGUGGUCUCGAUUCUCAGAUUGAGAAAGUUUGAAGUCGUCGUCAUCUCAACCUCCGCCCAUCCUAGUCUCACCAGCCAAGCUUCGAUUUCGCUUGACUGGGAUAAACAUAUCAUGGACUACCCAGCGGCCGAUUCAAGCACGACCUCUUCGUCGCCUACAACACGUCCAGUAGAACUGAAUGGCAAUGCUUCACCCAUUAGGUCCGACCAUUUCAAAACUCCACCUCUGCGGCCUGUCGACACAUUUGUUGACUCUCCCAUCUUACCUUCGCCACAGCCAGGAGCUGCUCCCGCCUAUACAACCAACGUCUCUCAGCCUUCGGAAGUAGACACACCUCGUCCUACACCCGUGAAACUCGAAACACCUUUCCUCAGUAGCAACUUGAAUAGCCUGCCUCAAAUGGCUCCCCCUCGCCCAUCGUCUGCCGUUGCGGACAUCAGACCGAUCAGUAUACCUCAUUCGUCCCCGAGUGUCAUCCGUGCCCAGUCCUUCAACGCACCGAAGCCUUUUUUCCCGCCACCUCCCGAGUUUCCUUCAGCCACGACGUCUGUUAAAGACUCAGUGCCGAAGAGUAUGCAGCCAGCGACGAUUCCUCCUUCUCCCCCGCUUGCUAGUACUUCUUCGACUGUCCAUCUUUUUGGGAGCGCUUCCUCUAAAAAUCCUUUCGAUCCACUAAUCAACGUUCUGGAAGCACACAAGGCCAGCGGACAGUCACGACCCCUUCGGUCCAUUAUCGGGCAGGAAUUGGCCAAGUCGGUUUAUGAGCGUGCCGGCGCGCAGUCAUUCGCCGAAUACACGGCACAAGCGGAGCAGCAUGGUUUAGUUGAGAUGGGAGGCAAUAACGGCCUUGCCUGGAUUUCUUUGAAAGCCCCUUCUGUCAAUACGAAGAAAGCAAUUCCUGUCAUCUUCCAACCUUUGGUUGAUGCUAUCCUGAGCCAAAGAGCUCGGGGCAUCUCCAAACCUCUUCGGAGCGUCAUUGGCUCUGAGAUUGUGGGAGGGCCGUCCGUAUAUGCGGCUGCUGGAGUCAAGCAGUUUCGACAAUAUACUGCGCUGGCAGAACAAAACAGAAUCAUUCAGAUGGGAGGCGCCCAAGGCGAAGAGUGGAUCAUGCUUCACAGUAGUGUACUCUAA